Molecule: messenger RNA, 2253 nt
Organism: Solenopsis invicta (red fire ant)
Lineage: Eukaryota; Metazoa; Arthropoda; Insecta; Hymenoptera; Formicidae
Exons: 1
Coding region: 1-2253 (750 amino acids)
Source: RefSeq, a predicted model, not a curated record
AUGUCAAAAGAUGAGCUGAGCAAAUUAAUUGUGCGAGGUAGAAUUAAAGCGAAGUUAACCGCGUUUAGCACAUAUCUCGAAAGAGCAGCAACAGAGUCCGUAAAGAUCGCGGAAUUGCCCAUCAGAUUAGAGAAGGCGGAAGGGUUCUGGCAAGAGUUUGAUAUAACUCAAUCACAAAUUGAAGAUUUAGAGAAUACAGUAGCGCAAUUUACUGAGAGAGAAAAUUUCGAAAACUUAUACCAUGCCAUUAUAACUUCUGCCAGGGCACUUCAGUCGCGUCAAGAUCAAGCAAAUCGGCCAAGUUCAGUAAACUCUGUACCUGAGAGGUCAGUAGGCAAUCCACAAGUUAAUGUUUUUGCUCAGCCGGUAGGACCCACCAAAGUAAAGUUGCCAAACAUAGAAUUGCCAAAGUUUGACGGGAGCUAUAAUAAAUGGAUUCCAUUUCGCGAAUUGUUUGAAUCUCUUAUAGACGCUAAUGCGGCGCUACCAGCAAUUCAAAAAUUACAUUAUUUAAAACUGGCAUUAACUCAUGAGGCCGCUAAAGUAAUACAAUCGUUAGAGCUCUCUAAUGCCAACUAUGAAAUUGCAUGGGACCUACUGAAACAGAGAUACGAAAACAAACGAUUAAUAGUACAUCAUAUGCAAGAAUUGCUUGAUCUGGCACCAAUUGUAAAGGAGUCUCACGCUGCCUUGCGACAAUUUAUAGAUGGCAUUUCACAACAUAUUCAGCCUUUAAUUAAAUUAGGACAGCCAGUAGAACAUUGGAAUACAAUUUUAAUUCAUAUUUUCACGCCUAAGUUAGAUAAAAUUACUAAGCGAGAAUGGGAGUUGAAAAGAGCUACGAUAGAUACAUUCCCCACACUAAAUGAAUUUAUUGAAUUUUUGAAUACUCGCAGCGCGUUUCUUGAAUCACUGUCUUACUCAGCUAAUAAUACAAACUCUGUUUCCAGCGUUAAUAAAUCACAUAAUAAAGCUGUCAUAUGCGCAUGUGUGUCGGAAGAGAAAUCAAGUUGUCCUGUUUACCAAGGUAAUCAUGAACUACCUGAUUGUGGCACCUUUCGUAAGUGGUCUGCGGCAGAGCAUAUGACAGAAAUUAAGAAAAGGCGACUGUGCAUCAGGUGUUUGAAGAAUUUUCACGGCAGGAACUGCAAGGCGUCAGAAUGCAAACGGUGCAAAGGCUAUCAUCAUACCAUGCUACAUCUCGAGAAAACGAUAAAGCCGGACAAAGAAGCAAAUCAGACGGAGCCUUCUACAGGAGCAACCAAGACGUCGGCGACAGAUAAACAGAUCGUUGCCACGGUCACUCAGGCACCAACAACCACAUUGAUGCAUUGCGCCACUAAAGGACCGCUACAAGUAAUGUUAGCAACGGCCAUAAUCUAUAUAAAGGAUCAAAAAGGCAUACUUCAUGAAUGUCGAGCUUUCUUGGACAGUGGUUCCCACUCCAAUUUUAUCACCUGCAAACUCAGUGACCGCCUUCAAUUGCUGAAACAACAAACCACAAUGACGAUCACCGCAAUUAAUGAAAUUCCUGUAAAAACUAGUCAGCAAAUUACGGCAACAAUCCAAUCUCGCUACAACGCAUUUCAAGCAACGCUUCCAUUUUUCACCAUUCCAAAAAUCACCAAGAGGCUGCCACUAAAUAAAGUAGACUUGAGGAAGGUCGAAAUUCCAGAAAGAAUUCAGUUAGCGGACCCGGAAUUUCAUAUACCGGCUACCAUAGAUAUACUAUUGGGAGCGAGUGUCUUUUGGGACCUUCUGUACGUAGGACAAAUAAAGAUAUUCAAGCAGCAGCCAACGUUCCGAAAGACACAACUUGGAUGGAUAGUUGCAGGAGCAAUGGAGCUCCACCACAUGCCGACAACAAUGACGACGUAUUGUGGCUUCUCCUCAGAACGGACAUUGUGCGAUCAAUUGCAAAAAUUCUGGCAGAUAGAAGAGAUUACAUCGAGCCGCCAUUUAUCACAGGAGGAGACAACUUGUGAAAAACAUUUUACUGACACAAUCAGACGGACGGAGGAUGGUAGAUUCGUAGUACAAUUGCCACUAAAGAGAAAUCCUUCGAAACUGGGAGAUUCCUAUGAAAUAGCGAGAAAGAGAUUUCAAUCAAUUGAACGCAAAUUAAAUAAGGACCCCACAUUAAAGAAGGAAUAUCAUGCAUUUAUACAGGAAUACUUGCAGCUGGGCCGUAUGUCGGAAGUUGAAGAAAGGGACAGCACCGUCAAACAAGCUAUCUGCCGCAUCAUGCGGUGA